This is a messenger RNA of Formica exsecta, 1668 nucleotides long. Its product is annotated as protein FAM162B-like. Bases 304 to 747 code for a protein of 147 amino acids. The record is from RefSeq and is a predicted model, not a curated record. The transcript has 5 exons. NCBI's taxonomy places the organism in Eukaryota, Metazoa, Arthropoda, Insecta, Hymenoptera, Formicidae.
CGUUGGACAGGGUUCUUAUUCCUACCGCAACAUCUUUAUUCUCAUGUCGCUACCGUCAACUCAGAGUUUCACGGCGACUACUCAGGAGCCUUAAUAGUAUCUCGUCGGUGAUAUAUGUCAAAGCCAAGAUCAUUUACAUAUAAAAUAAUAAUCGCGAAAUGAUUUGUUUAUUCAUUAUAAACUAUUUCUGAGUACAGUAAAAAGUGUGCAUAUACAACUCUGUAUAAAACGCGUUCCACUUAACGACCGCAACGCUCACGAACAUCAUCUGUUUUUGUUUAACUUUCGGUGAACAAGGAUAAAAUGAUACCAAUGCUGUCGAAACAAAUUAUUCACAGUGCUAAGUUGCAUGUUAGAGCGCGAUGGUUUACUCGCAGCAAUAUUACACAAGAAAGUAAUAAAAUAGACAAAAUUCCUGCACAAAGAAACAAUGAAACUGUAAAGAAAACUGAUGGUGUCCUGGGAUCGCGUAUGCAUCGUGUGACUAAUUUUGAUAAGAGAAUGCUGGUUUGGGUAAAACGGUAUCCAAGUAUAGCAGAUGUUCCUAGGGAUAUUACAGUGGACUGUUUACUUGCUGCAAGGAGUAAAGCACGAAUUAAGGCCUGUAAUUACAUGAUUGUUGGUACCCUAAUUGGUUGUAUAGGUUCUGUAAUACUUGGAAAAAGACAAGCUGCAAAAGGAGAAACUUUAACCAAACAAAGAGAGGAUUGGUUGAAAGAAACCUUAGCAAGGGAGAAAAAUGAAUAAAUAUGUAAAUGUAAAACAAUGUAGAAAUAAUUUAGAAAUAUAUAUACAUAUAUAUAAUUUUUUUGAGAAACAAACAGAUACAAUAAAUUAAACAUAUUAGCGAUUAUUAUUAUUAUUUUGUUGUUAUAUAUACACUAUUUGAAAGUAAUACUCAUAAUAUUUUCCAUAUAGUAAUGAACAUUCAAUUAUUUAAUUAUUUACAUCUGCAAUAAAUAAUGUAGACGUUUUAUGAUAUAGUGUUUUCUAUUUAAUAACGAGAGAGGCAAGCAAAAUAUACUACAUUAUACUACUCCACACGUAUGUGCACGCACGCACACACACGUGCGCGCGCGCGUGUACGUACGCAUUUGUUGUAAAAUUAUUUUAAUAUGGGUUUAAAAGAUUAAUUUUUUUAUAGGAUGACACAAUUAGGAAGUUGCUGAAACUAUUCGGCUAUUAUUUGGAAACACAAAUGGUUAAAAUUUUUAAAAUCAGACUAUUUUUUGAAUAUAAGAAAUCCUUGCCAAUUUUGUUAACGUAUAAUAGAAAAAUUAUAUAAAGUAAUUUAAUAAUUAAAUUUUGUCUACAACCGGUUUGUUACUUUUUUAAACGUAAAAUUUUAUUAUUAAAUUUUUUAUAUUAUUUUUGUAUGCUAAUAAAUAAAAAAUUGACAAUUUUUUGUGUUCAAAACAAUUUGAUUUUUUCAAGUCUACCUUUUUGUUCUUAAGUAAUAGUCAAAUAGUUUCAGCAACUUUCUAAUUGUCACAGGUAUAAUAAAGUUAAAACUCAUCUCUUAAAAAUGUUUUCUAACAGAACUCGCGUUUUGUUAUUUACUAUCAAAAACUAUAAUAUACAUUCGUAUAUAAUUUACCUGUAGUACAAUAACAUAUCUGAUUUUUAUUAGUGAGUACUUAAAUUAUUUGCAAAAUAAAUAACAAUUUC